AUGGUAUUAAUAACGCCUUUUAAUAAGGUGCGUGUCGAUUGCACGGCUCUUUUAUUCUGCGUGGCCAUCAUGUGCGAGCUCGCUUUGGCUCAGAAUGACACGGAACCCAUCGUCCUGGAGGGGAAAUGUCUAGUGGUGUGUGACUCGAACCCCGCCGACUGGAAGAGCUCGUCUUCGCCGCUCGGCAUCUCCGUGCGCGCCGCCAACUCCAAAGUGGCUUUCUCCGCGGUGCGGAGCAACAACCACGAACCCUCGGAGAUGAGCAAUAAAACGAGGAUCAUAUAUUUCGACCAGGUUCUUGUCAACAUAGGAAACUAUUUCACACUGGAAUCCGUCUUUCUGUGCCCUCGGAAAGGAAUCUACAAUUUUAACUUCCACGUUAUUAAAGUGUACCAGAGCCAGACUAUACAAGUGAAUUUAAUGCUAAAUGGAAAACCAGUCAUCUCUGCCUUUGCCGGCGACAAAGAUGUCACGCGUGAGGCGGCCACCAAUGGGGUUCUUCUCCAUCUGAACAAAGAAGACAAGGUUUAUCUGAAACUAGAGAAGGGGAACCUGGUAGGCGGCUGGCAAUACUCCACUUUUUCUGGCUUUUUGGUUUUCCCUCUGUAA
Molecule: messenger RNA, 609 nt
Organism: Myxocyprinus asiaticus (Chinese sucker)
Lineage: Eukaryota; Metazoa; Chordata; Actinopteri; Cypriniformes; Catostomidae
Product: cerebellin-4-like
Exons: 3
Coding region: 1-609 (202 amino acids)
Molecular function (GO): protein binding
Source: RefSeq, a predicted model, not a curated record